Cylindrotheca closterium is the source of this 1296-nucleotide messenger RNA. Lineage: Eukaryota; Bacillariophyta; Bacillariophyceae; Bacillariales; Bacillariaceae. The record is from the annotation of a GenBank genome assembly.
AUGUCCUUCCUUGUAUCAGCAUCUCGCUCUUGUCGUCGGAGAGAAAGAUUGGAUAUUUAUUCAAGCAAUAUAUUAGGCCGAGCCUUCUCGUCGGAAUCCAGCGAAACAGCCUCCAAUAAAGGAUCUCAAGUCAUGCAAGCGUCCUACCAAGAGUACUCCGAAGCCCAGUAUUCAGCCCAUAUUGGCUGUCAAGAUAUGCUUCUACAAUCGAUUCAGCGAUGGGGUCAACGCAUUAAGAUGGAAGACAAACUGUUGAUAAAUUCUCAUCAAGAUUUUGCCAGGCGACGAAGAAUGGCCGAUUUGGGUUCUGCCGAUGGAUCAAAUUCUAUUCAAACCUUGUCCGUCGUGAUGGAAUCACUCACCGAAUACCGUGAUGUGCCGUUUCAUCCUUUGGACAUUGUGCUGGAAGAGCAUCCCGAAAGUGAUGAGAAUCACCUGAAUGAAACCUUGAGCCACCAUCAGCAACUCUUUGAGAAACACAACGCUCGGUACAAGACACUCAUGAAGUCCUUUUAUGAGCCCUUAUUCCCACCCAAUUCGAUGGACUUUAUAAUGUCACAUCUUUCUCUCCAUUGGUUGGAUACGGCUGACACGCAGCAUGAUGCUUCCCAUUGGAAGGCUUUGCACCGAAAACUUGGCCAAUUGAAGGGCGAGAAGGACGAGGCUUCUGAUGAAAAAGACUUUGUAUUUGUAAAUGAAAAAUAUGCUCCUCUUUUGUUGCAGGAUGUUUGGAGAGAGGAACUAGCCAUGAGGCACCUAGCCAACUUUCUCAUGCUACGAGCGACCGAGCUCCGUCCUGGUGCCGAACUGUUUAUGAUGAUGGUCGGUGAAGGCCACGCAUUUGUCUGCCCUCCAAACGAUAACUCCUCCUCCCUACUGACAAUUGCAAUGAAAAAGUGCAUUGAAGAUGGGACUGUUCGGGAGGAGGUUCUGACAAAUGCAUUCGUUCCAUACUAUUUGAGAAACGUAACGGACAUUUACGAUGCGGUGAACCUAAUGAAUAACAAGGUGGAUCCCAACAAUGGACCCUUCUUGGAAGUUGUUGAUGCUCAAUAUUACGCAGCCAAUACAGGAGUCGACAUUGAUCGAGCGUGUGAGCUCUUUUGGUCAAUUCACGGAGGGGCAGUCACUGGAUUUGGGAAUGCAACGAAUGAGGAAUGUGUGGCUAUAAGGUCUGCCUUGGCUCUUGAAUUCAAGACGGCAUAUAGCUCAGAAGAAGGAAUCAUAGGAAAGUUUGUGGCAUGUGUAUUGAGACGGAGAACUCGAAAGCCGUGGUCACUAGGUCCAGAGAUGUGA